This is a messenger RNA of Carassius carassius (crucian carp), 1757 nucleotides long. RefSeq names its product G-protein coupled bile acid receptor 1. The transcript has a single exon. Gene Ontology annotation, biological process: chemical synaptic transmission; G protein-coupled receptor signaling pathway, coupled to cyclic nucleotide second messenger. Gene Ontology annotation, cellular component: membrane; dendrite. Gene Ontology annotation, molecular function: neurotransmitter receptor activity; G protein-coupled serotonin receptor activity. Bases 409 to 1434 code for a protein of 341 amino acids. The record is from RefSeq and is a predicted model, not a curated record. Lineage: Eukaryota; Metazoa; Chordata; Actinopteri; Cypriniformes; Cyprinidae.
AAUUAGCCUGAAAGAACAAAUCAUGAUCAGUAGAUCUGCUGUAUUACUAAUAUUUUUUAACUAUUAUAUUGAAAAGGGGGACCAGCUGCCACAAGCUGUGUUAGUGUGCUGUGACAAGAUUGAAGUGUUGUUAAUGAAAUGUAUUUGAGGGUCAUUAUGGCAAUAACAACAGCUGUCAUAUAGUUUCUUAGGGAGGACAACUUGUAAAAUCAACACUAAAACCUUUCAGGGGAAGGGGAAAAACCUAAUGGAUUUUUGACACAAUAUAACUAGUAAUAUGAAUUGUUGUGUCACUGUUCCAUAUAAUGUGUGUUGUUUUGCUAACAGAAAAUCAAUGAUGUAUUGCUCUCUUCUUUGCGUAGGUUUAACAUAUUUCAGAAUGGAUGUGUGGUGCAGAAAGUCUCAGUAAUGGCUGUGGUGAUGCGAAAUGUCUCAGGAAGCAAUGUGGAGGCCCAGCUGAUCUAUGCCAUCACGCUGCCCGUCUCCUGUGCCAUCAUCAUGAUCAACCUGCUCAUCAUCCUGGGCAUCAUCUGUAACCGUCAGCUUCACAACUCACAGAACUACUUCUUCCUAAGCCUGCUGGUGGCCGACUUGUGCACCGGUGUGGCACUUCCCUUCAUCCCCUGGAUGGGCCUGAACCGCCCUCUCAGCUUCUCGUCCUGCCUGCUGGUUCACAUCUUUCCCAACUUUCUGUUCCUGGCCUUUCUCUUUAACCUGGUGCUGGUGCACUACGAGCGUUACCGGAGCAUCAUGAGUCCCCUUAAGCACGGACAGCUCUGGCUGCAUCGCCGGUUUGUGCUGCCACUGCUGGCUGUGUGGAUGCUGCCGCUGCUGUUUGCACUGCUGCCUGCCUUUGGCUGGAACAACAAGGCUAUUCAUGAUCGGAAUGAGUGCUGUCCAAUAACCAACAGCACGGUGCACUCUAACUGCAUAGCACUGUCUGGAGAGCGGUGCUGUACAUACCGCAGUGUCUUUCCAAAUGCUUUCAUCUAUUUGGAAGUAUAUGGUCUACUGGCACCCUCUAUUCUGUCCAUUGCUGCCAUGACUUGCCGUGUGCUGUGGAUCACACGAGAACAACUGAGGCACAUCCAGCGUCUGCAGCGAGCCGUAGCAAACAGGAAAUGCAGACGGAGAAUGGAAAUGCGUUAUGCUUGUUGUGUAGCAGCCGUUUCCCUCGCCUUCCUGACCUGCUGGGUGCCCUACAUUGUUUACACCCAUGUAGGCAUGGAGUUUUUGCUCAGACAGGGAGGAAAGAGCAACCGCACUGGCCACAUUGUGCUGUCCUGUGUUGGUAUCGGGGGCACUGCUGUCGUACCUCUGUUUUUGGGACUCGCCAACAGGGAGUACACAGAUCCAGUCAAGAAACUGUUCUGCAAACUGCGGCACCGCCACGGACAAAGUGUGCAAAUGGACACUAGCCUUCGAUUCAGCUGAUCUAAUUGCCAUUUGACUAAUUUUUGAAUUUGUAAUAUUCAGCUAAAGAUAACCUGUGAGCUGGGUUUCAGUGAAAUGGUCUAUAGGAUGCUUGAUUGGAUUUUUUAUGUACUGAGUGUCAAGAAAAUCUUGAAAUAAUCUUUAAGUGAGAGUGUUUGUGCAGACUCAUGAAGCAACUGCUGUGCCACUUAUCUACUAUAGAGAAGGAGACUUAAAAAGUGAACAAAGAAAGUGACGUGACAUACAGCCAAGUAUGGUGACCCAUACUCAGAGUUAGUGCUUUACAUCUAACCCAUCUAAAGUGCACACACAUAGCAGUGAAC